AAAUCCGCAGGAUCUCAACCUGUUAGUAGUACUUGAUACCACAGAGGUUUCCUGCUCUGAUACCAAAUGAAAGUUCAGAGACACGCAAAUAAGAACCGUACACAAGUUAUUCAAGAACACUUCUUGUAUAUUAGAAACCUUUUAAACAAUCUUCCUAGAUCUGUUUAAUCCGAUUUAAGCUCAGUCACACACGACUAGCUACGGACCAGUUCCUAAUCUCUAAGUUACAGAAACCCAAGCCAAAACCCUGUUUUCUUGAUCUCUGUAGCCGACAAGAACAACUCUCUUGCUCUAGCUUUUUCUCUCUUAACGCUUAACCUAAAACCCUCUUAGGUUGCCUCGUUAAGUAGGCAUGAAAAAGACAAUAUUCUAUUUCCUAAAAUAUCGCCAACCAGAAGAUCUUCUUUGCUUCGCACCCAAGUAAUAUCUUCUAUUUCCAUAAGUUUACGCCACGUCAUUACACGUACCAAACUUAUUAAUCAUCACACUGUGUAACACACUCUCAUCUUAACCGGAACACGCUCACAAACCUUGAGCUUACAAAGACUACUCUAAUUUAAUUGUUUCGAUGAUAUAGAGCAACAAAUCAGGAUACUGGGCAUAGCCGUAUAGGACAUUGGCGCCCAAAAAAUGCCUUUCGAGAGGUCAAAGAGCUUUCGAAAUAAACAUUUUAAACAUGAGCAAACUUCAAAACCAAGGAAAUUAAUUAUUAAAAACAAAAACAAAAAAAUCUCCCUGUUACUGUAUUUGACAGCCAAAAUCACGUGAAAAUAAAGCAGUCAUAUUAAAAAUGUUUCAGCCACUUGUGAGUCUUAAUAAGAACACAACAACAAACAAAACACACAGAGCAGAAAAAGACAUUCUGAAUUCUUCUUGACCCAACACUAUUAUAAACAUCUUCAAAUUCAGUUUCCCAAAACCCCUAAGAAAAUUCUGCAAAAACCAGCAGACAAACCAAGAACACCAAAGAUAGACAAAAAAAAAAAAAAGUCAGACAAGACAAAGCAAAACCCUCUUUGUCCAAACGAACCAACCCUUUCCAUAUAUACACAAACCCAACACAAAAAAAACAUAACCCAUUCAAGAAAAAGAAAGCUUGAAGAACAAUCAAACACACACAAAAAAAGAAUGAUUCUCUCUACUUCCAUGUUUACCUCUCUCACACCAUACAUACUCUCAGCAUUACUUCUCUUCCUCCUCCUCGAACAACUCUCUUACCUAAUCAAGAAACGUAACCUCCCUGGCCCUCUCUUCGUCCCUCCCAUCAUCGGCAACGCCGUCUCACUCGUCCGUGACCCCACUUCCUUCUGGCACAAGCAAUCAUCAACCGCGGGAAACUCUCCAGGCCUCUCAGCCAACUACCUCGUAGGGAGAUUCAUCCUCUACAUCAGAGACACAGACCUCUCACACCAAAUCUUCUCCAACGUCCGCCCCGACGCCUUCCACCUCGUCGGACAUCCCUUCGGCAAGAAACUCUUCGGUGAUCACAACCUCAUCUACAUGUUCGGUGAAGAUCACAAAUCAGUUCGCCGACAACUCGCUCCCAACUUCACACCUAAAGCACUCUCAACCUACACUACUCUCCAGCAGCUAGUCAUCCUCCGUCAUCUACGCCGAUGGGAGGAAUCUUCCUCCGGUCCAAUCUCGCUGCGAAACCUCGUCCGUGAACUUAACCUAGAAACCUCUCAGACAGUUUUUGUCGGACCGUAUCUUGACAAAGAAGCAAGAGACAGUUUCCGCAAAGAUUACAACCUCUUCAACCUCGGAUCCAUGGCUCUUCCUGUAGACCUCCCACGGUUUGCGUUCGGCGAAGCUCGCCGCGCCGUGAGGAGGCUAACGGAGACUCUCGCCGUCUGCGCGGGAAAGUCAAAAGCAAGGAUGUCGGCGGCAGGGGAGAAGGAGGAGAAGCCAACGUGUCUUAUAGACUUCUGGAUGCAAGCGAUCGUCGACUCCGGUAAUCCUCCGCCGCCGCACUCCUCCGACGAAGAGAUUGGCGGUUUCCUCUUCGACUUUCUCUUCGCCGCGCAAGACGCCUCCACGUCAUCGCUUCUCUGGGCGGUUGCUCUGUUGGAUUCUCAUCGAGAGGUUCUUAGGAGAGUGAGAGAAGAAGUGGAGAGGAUAUGGUCUCACGACUCCAACGCGUUGAUCACCGUGGAGCAGCUCGCGGAGAUGAAGUACACGCGCUCGGUAGCGCGUGAGGUCGUUAGGUUUCGUCCACCCGCGACGAUGGUCCCACACGUCGCUGCAGAAGACUUCGCUCUCACGUCAACGUACACUGUCCCGAAAGGUACCAUCGUGUUUCCCUCGGUUUACGAUUCUUCGUUCCAAGGGUUUAAUGAACCGGACCGGUUCGAUCCGGAUCGGUUUAGCGAGACGAGGAAAGAGGAUGUUGUGUUUAAACGGAAUUUCUUGGCGUUUGGGUGGGGUCCGCACCAGUGCGUGGGGCAGAGAUAUGCGUUGAACCAUCUUGUGCUAUUUAUAGCGAUGGUUUCGUCGCUGUUGGAUUUCGAGAGGGUUAGAUCGGACGGGUGUGAUGAGAUCGUGUAUUGUCCCACGAUAUCGCCUAAGGAUGGGUGUACGGUGGUCUUGUCUCGCCGCGUUGCAGCGUAUCCCAACCUUUCGUUGAAUUGAUUUUUGAAUAUUCUGUUUUGUAAUUUUUUUGUGUGUGGUCAGGAGUCAAGUGUGAUUUUUAUGAUUGUUGGUGAUGUGUCUCUCGAAGUGAGAGGCCCUUUCAAGUGUUUUAUUGAAAUUUGAUAGGAGAUGUCAUUGUUUGACAUAUCUUCAAGAUUAAUUAAUCUGUGUUUUAUCAUGUUGAAAUUUUUAACGUGUUUUGUGUGUUUCCAAAGUUCACUUUUGUGUCAACUUCAUCGGAUGUUUUGGAAUGGACUAUUUACUUCCAUUGUUUUUUUUUGGGUCAACACUUGGAUAGUUCAUAUUAUGCUUUUUAAUAUUGAAGAAACAACAAGGC
Messenger RNA from Eruca vesicaria subsp. sativa (arugula), 2968 nucleotides. The record is from the annotation of a GenBank genome assembly. NCBI's taxonomy places the organism in Eukaryota, Viridiplantae, Streptophyta, Magnoliopsida, Brassicales, Brassicaceae.